UGCCACGAAUCCCGCUCCUCCUGCCAUGACUCAGGACCCUCCUGCCAUUACACCAUCCAGAGGCAGCCGGUGCAGAAGUACAGCUACGUGACACCCUGCUGCCCCCCUGUGCAGACCUAUUGCCCCCCUGUGCAACGCUAUUGCCCCCCUGUGCAACGCUAUUGCCCCCCCGUGCAGCCCUGCUGCCCUCCGGUCCCCUACUGCCCCCAGUACACCAAG
Egretta garzetta (little egret) is the source of this 219-nucleotide messenger RNA. Its product is annotated as putative small proline-rich protein 5. The record is from RefSeq and is a predicted model, not a curated record. The transcript has a single exon. The annotation marks the transcript as partial. NCBI's taxonomy places the organism in Eukaryota, Metazoa, Chordata, Aves, Pelecaniformes, Ardeidae.